CCCGGAGAACAAGGGGCGCGGGGGGACCGGGCGUGCGGAGGCCGCAGCCGGGCCGGGGCGCGGGCGGGGGCCGGGCCGGGACUGGGGGUCCGGGCCGGGGCGGAGGAGGCGGCGGAGGCAGAGGCGGGGGCCCGGCGGCCGGGCAGGGGCGCCAUGGCGGCGGCCGAGACGAAGAUCAUUUACCACCUGGACGAGCAGGAGACGCCGUACCUGGUGAAGCUGCCGAUCCCGGCCGAGCGCGUCACCCUCGGCGACUUCAAGGGGCUCCUCAACCGCCCCAACUACAAGUUCUACUUCAAGUCCAUGGAUGACGACUUCGGGGUGGUGAAAGAAGAGAUCUCGGAUGACAAUGCCAAGCUUCCCUGCUUCAAUGGCCGGGUGGUGUCGUGGCUGGUGUCUGCAGAGGGUUCCCAUUCAGAUGCUGGCUCGGUCUGUGCCGAUAACCAGACAGAGCUGCCACCCUCCAUGGAGCGCACAGGAGGAAUUGGAGACUCCAGGCCCCCCUCUUUCCACCCUAACACUGGGGGAAGUCGAGAAAACUUGGACAAUGAGACAGAGACAGACUCGGUGGUGUCAUCACAGAGAGAACGACCUCGUCGGACAGAUGGGCCUGAGCAUGCACCCAGGGUGAAUGGGACAGUGAAGGGAGAGAGGCGCCGAGACCUGGGUGGGUACGAGAGCUCCUCCACACUCAUGAGCAGCGAGCUGGAGACCACCAGCUUCUUCGAUUCAGAUGAAGAUGACUCCACCAGCAGGUUUAGCAGUUCAACAGAGCAAAGCAGUGCUUCCCGUCUGAUGAGGAGGCACAAGCGACGCCGGAGGAAACAGAAGGCUCCACGCAUUGAGCGGUCCUCGUCCUUCAGCAGCAUCACAGACUCCACCAUGUCCCUGAACAUCAUCACGGUCACGCUGAAUAUGGAGAAAUACAACUUUCUGGGCAUUUCUAUUGUGGGACAGAGCAAUGAGCGUGGGGAUGGAGGCAUUUAUAUUGGCUCUAUCAUGAAGGGAGGCGCUGUGGCAGCUGAUGGCAGGAUUGAGCCAGGAGACAUGCUCUUGCAGGUAAAUGACAUCAACUUUGAGAACAUGAGCAACGAUGAUGCUGUGCGGGUGCUGAGGGAGAUCGUGCACAAGCCGGGGCCCAUCACCCUGACAGUGGCCAAGUGCUGGGACCCCAGUCCGCGGGGCUGCUUCUCGUUACCCAGGAUUGCUCCCCAGCGGAUCUGGGCUGGGCCAGACUCUCCAUGCUCCGAUCCGGGUGAGCCCAUCCGGCCCAUCGACCCGGCAGCCUGGGUGUCUCACACGGCAGCGAUGACUGGCACCUACCCAGCGUACGGUAUGAGUCCAUCCAUGAGCACAAUCACUUCCACCAGCUCCUCCAUCACCAGCUCCAUCCCAGAGACCGAACGCCUCGAUGACUUUCACCUGUCCAUCCACAGUGACAUGGCCACAAUUGUCAAAGCCAUGGCCUCACCAGAGUCAGGCCUCGAGGUGCGUGACCGCAUGUGGCUGAAGAUCACCAUCCCCAAUGCCUUCAUUGGUUCGGAUGUGGUAGAUUGGCUCUAUCAUCAUGUGGAGGGCUUUACAGACCGCCGUGAGUCCCGCAAAUAUGCCAGCAAUCUGCUGAAGGCUGGCUACAUCCGCCACACCGUGAACAAGAUCACCUUCUCGGAGCAGUGCUAUUACAUCUUCGGGGACCUCUGUGGAAACAUGGCUAAUCUGUCUCUUCAUGAUCAUGACGGCUCCAGCGGUGCCUCUGAUCAGGACACUUUGGCUCCGCUCCCCCACCCAGGAGCCGCACCCUGGCCCAUGGCCUUCCCAUAUCAGUAUCCACCACCUCAUCCAUACAACCCCCAUCCCGGUUUCCCUGACCCAGGCUACAGCUACGGAGGGGGCAGUGCAGGCAGUCAGCACAGUGAAGGGAGCCGGAGCAGCGGUUCCAAUCGCAGUGGCAGCGAGAGGAGGAAGGAGAGAGAGAAGACCGGGGAGUCGAAGUCAGGCGGCAGCGGGAGCGAGUCGGACCACACCACGAGGAGCAGCAUGCGGCGCGAGCGUGCGGCCAGCGAGCGCUCGGUGCCGGCCAGCCAGCACAGCCAGCGCAGCCAGCACUCCCUGGCUCACAGCAUCCGCAGCCACCACAGCCAGCAGUCGUACGGGCCGCCCGGCCUCCCCCCUCUCUUCAGCCCCCCCAUGUUGCUGAUGCCUCCACCGCCGUCAGCCAUGGGGCCCCCCGGGGCGCCGCCGGGCCGUGACCUGGCCUCUGUGCCCCCCGAACUGACAGCCAGUAGACAGUCCUUCCGAAUGGCCAUGGGCAACCCCAGUGAGUUCUUUGUGGAUGUAAUGUGAAGCGCCCGUCCCCUGUCUGUCUGCUGUCCCUCCUUCCCCCUUUCUAUCCCUGUCGUUUGUUUCCUAGGACCAGCCCUGGCUUCACCCCUUGUUUUUUUGGGGUUUUUUUUUGUUUCUUUUUUUUUUUUUUGUCUUGAUAACGAAAAGAAAAAAAGGGAAAAAAAUAAUAAAUGGAACUAAACCUUGAUUCUAAUCCCUCCUCGAGCGGGGUGGACAGGCCUGGCAGGCCUGCUGGGUGCUGUCAGCCCAUCCUGCCCCCAGACUUGUGUAUUUCCGAUGGUAAUUCCCUCCUGCCAUCCUUUCUAACCCCAUUAAUCCGCAUCCGUCCCAGCACCCUGUGCUGCUUGCCCGUGUGUCACUGCUGCCUCAGUCCUUUCACCCUAAACAUCUCUUCUUUCUUUUCACCCUUUUGUGUUUCUUCUAUCAAGCAGCAAAGAAUUACGGGGUGUUUGACUUUCUCUGAGCCUGCCGCCCGUGGGGGGGAGAGCUGGAGCAUGGCGUGGCCCGACAGCAGGACACGGAGCUCCAGGGGCGCUGGGCACGCAUGGCGCUGAAGAUGGCUUCUUUCCUCCCCCUCGCGGAAGAUGCCCUGCCCUUCCCACAGCCCUGAGAGGGGAGCAGGGACCAGCCUUAUAUAUGUAUUUUAAAUCCCGUUGUAGUUGCCUUUUGGCUAAUGCAUGAAUGUUCCAGGGCUUCAGUGCCUGCAGGGAGUGGACAGAUGCUACCACUUCCCUCUUGCCUCCCUUCUCUUGCCCACAUAAUGGGCCAGGUGCAAGCCUGACACUGACCCAUGGCAGGACCCUCCUUCACCUUGGCCAGGUCUCAGGGCUGGGGCUGUACCUCAGCCCAGAGAGGCGGUGAUUGCCUGUGCACAGUCUCUUGCGUGACUCAGUGCCCUACACCUGCCCUGGGGUUCUUUGGGGGGAUUUAAGGGCAGAGCUCUGCUCCUUCCAUCCUGCUCUUUGCCCUCCUGCCUGCAAUGUGCUGCUGCCUGUCCUGUUUGUAGGGGCUGUCCCGUGCCUGGGGCUGGCAGUGGCAGCUGUGGCCUUCUCCCUCCUGCUGUCGCGCUGCUGCUCAGCUAUGUGGUACCUUCAGGGCCCUGGACUAAGUUAGAAGGCGAGGGCGGGGCACAACUGGUUCGCUUUCAUGCUUUGGAGAAACGUGGAGCUCCCCUGUAUUUGCCCUCUGAAGGGCCUGAGUCUGUCUUCUCCUCUGCCCAGUGCUGCUGGCCUGGCUGCUGGGAGGGACAAACCUCUGGGACAGCCCCACUCCCUCUGGUCUGUGAGCAACCUGAGCUCUCCAGGGAUGAGACUGCAGCCUGAACCAUGGCCUCUGGGCUCAGUGCCCACAGGUGUGCUCUGACAGUUGAGUCUGUCUGCUCCAGUGCUCCCUGCCUUUCUUCCUUCCACUUCUGGGUACGCGGAGACGUGCCCGGGGCUGGGGCAGCCCUCUCCCCAUGCCCAGGGCCAAGCACGGUACAGUAUGGACAUGUCGACCCUGCCGCUGUUGGUGCUGGCGCCCCGGCGCCCUCUCCUCCUGCCACGCCGUGGCUUUCUCCACAAGCGUUGCCUCCUUUGGUCUUUCUUGUGUUCAUAGUUUUUAUACGAUGGAGUUGAAUUGUAUUUUGCUCCCUGGGAGUCUGCAUUGCCCCUGCAGCCCCCUGCCAGCUCUCACACGCCAUCAGUUCAUCUCCCUGACUCCCUAAAGCCUCUCCUUCCCUCAGCCCGCUGGAGUCAGACUGUCCCCAGUAGCCUCCCCGGCCACUGCGCACCCCUUGCCCUGCCCUACCCACUGGGUUUUAUAAAAACAACACCAAUCUCCUUGUUUUUAUUUAUAAACAUAGUUUUAUUGGA
Motacilla alba alba is the source of this 4196-nucleotide messenger RNA. It is a transcript of the gene DVL3, whose product is annotated as dishevelled segment polarity protein 3. Gene Ontology annotation, cellular component: cytosol. The record is from RefSeq and is a predicted model, not a curated record. Bases 154 to 2343 code for a protein of 729 amino acids. NCBI's taxonomy places the organism in Eukaryota, Metazoa, Chordata, Aves, Passeriformes, Motacillidae. Gene Ontology annotation, molecular function: frizzled binding. The transcript is spliced from 16 exons. Gene Ontology annotation, biological process: intracellular signal transduction; canonical Wnt signaling pathway.